Molecule: messenger RNA, 3955 nt
Organism: Cheilinus undulatus (humphead wrasse)
Lineage: Eukaryota; Metazoa; Chordata; Actinopteri; Labriformes; Labridae
Product: acetylcholine receptor subunit gamma-like
Exons: 12
Coding region: 70-1626 (518 amino acids)
Biological process (GO): monoatomic ion transmembrane transport; chemical synaptic transmission; regulation of membrane potential
Cellular component (GO): postsynaptic membrane; neuron projection; synapse
Molecular function (GO): acetylcholine-gated monoatomic cation-selective channel activity; transmembrane signaling receptor activity
Source: RefSeq, a predicted model, not a curated record
CUUUUACUCGCUCAAACUUAAUUUUUAUACACAGUCCGGUGCCAGGCAAAGAGAAGGUCUUGGAAUACGAUGGGAGCACGCAAUCUCUUGAUAUUCUUUGGCGCUGCAACUAUUCUCGGGGUUUUGGUUGUUCAGGUGUGUUGUAAUGAGGAAUUACAUCUGAUGGAAGACUUGUUCAAAAACUAUGACAACAAAACCCGACCUGCGGUUAAUCCUGAAGACAAAGUAGAGAUUCAGAUCAAGCUGACCCUCACUAACCUGAUCUCCUUGAGUGAAAAAGAAGAGACUCUCACGACCAAUGUGUGGCUUGGGCUUCAAUGGACUGAUCAUCGUCUCUCCUGGAAUGUAUCUGAUUACUACGGCAUAAAAAAAAUUCGUGUCCCAUAUAACACUGUUUGGCUCCCUGACGUUGUCCUUGAAAACAACAUUGAUGGCAAGUUUGACGUUGCCUACUAUGCCAAUGUGUUGAUUAACAAUGCUGGUGAGAUAGAAUGGCUGCCUCCUGCGAUCUACCGCAGCACUUGUGCCAUUGAGAUUACCUUCUUCCCAUUUGAUUUCCAGAACUGCACACUAGCAUUCAGAUCCCAGACAUACAGCGCCAAAGAAGUGGACCUGAUCUUAGCCACUGGAGAAACAGGCGAAACUAUAGAGUGGGUGGACAUCGACCCUGAGGCUUUCACAGAAAAUGGAGAGUGGACCAUUGUCCAUCGCCCAGCCCGGAAGAUGAUCAACCCACAGUAUUCACCAGAAGACCUCGAGUAUCAGGAGAUCUUAUUCAACAUAAUCAUCCAAAGGAAGCCCCUUUUCUACAUCAUCAAUAUCAUCCUGCCCUGCUCCCUCAUCUCCUCACUGGUUGUACUGGCCUACUUCCUACCUGCACAAGCCGGGGGACAAAAGCUGACCACAGCCAUCUCGGUCUUGCUGGCUCAGACUGUCUUCCUCUUUCUUAUUGCUCAGAAGGUCCCUGAGACAUCUCUGUCUGUUCCUCUCAUUGGAAAGUAUCUCAUCUUUGUUAUGUGUGUCACAACUCUCAUUGCCACUAAUCAAAUUGUGGUGCUAAACUUUUCUUUGCGAAGCCCCAGCACCCAUACCAUGUCCCAGUCUGUCAAGCAUAUGUUCCUUGAGAUGGUGCCAAAUUUUCUAGGCAUGUCACCACUUGUGGAUGACAGCGCUGAAACAACAGAGAUGAAUGGCGUGAGGGAACGGCGGCGAAGCUCCUUCGGCCUCAUGCAGAGAGCAGAGGAAUAUGUUCUGAAAACCCCGCGCAGCGAAAUGAUAUUUGAAAGACAAAGAAAGAGGCACGGUUGCAAGAAAUCAAUUGUGGACAGCAUAGAUGUCAGCAGCACCACCAACCUCUACAAGAGUUUGGCUCAAGCUGCACCUGAGAUCAAGCAAUGUGUGGAUGCCUGCAACUUUAUUGCUGAGAGUAAACGACAACAAAAUGACACUGGAUCUGAAAUUGAAAGCUGGGUACUGAUUGGGAAGAUGAUCGACAAGGUGUGCUUCUGGGCUGCCAUCCUUCUCUUCAUCUUUGGCACAGUGUGGAUCUUCUUUACAGGACACUUCAACCAGGUGCCUGAAUUUCCAUUUCCUGGGGAGGACAAAAAAUAUGUCUCAGAUGAUUAAAAAAACACCAUAAUCUAUUGAAUAUUUAAAAAAAACACCAUAAUCUUUUGAACCUUUCCUAGAGUCUCUGUACGUCAUACCCUCUUUAAGAGCUAAAGUGCCCCAGGUACAGAUACAAAGCUUAGAUUUCAGGACUCAAAUGUUUUCAUACUUCAGUAUUUUGAGUCUUUUUCAGUUUAACCUCAGAUUCCUGCAACUUAAAGCAAAUCUGACAAAUCACCAUACAUCUGACAUGGACAUAAACAUGUAAGUCGCCAAGUUUCUUGUUUGAUAUAAAAAACUGAUUCUCUUCAUUCUUCAGUUUUGUUAAAACAUCAGAGGGUACUGUGCUUUUAAUACCUGGAAAGCUGCAUGCCAAAAACAAUUGGGAGAUGGGCUGCUCAAUUAUAGAAAAAAAAUUCAUAAUCAUGAUUAUUAUGAUAUUAAGAUCAUGACUGUUAUACCACUUUGUGGGAGAAUUCCCAUGUUUCCCUCAGAAUGAUAUUACAUCUGAGUAGCAGAGGGGGUCAUCCGGCUCCAUAUUCCAUGUCUUUAUUUUCUGUCUGUUUCUGACAGUAUUCAUCAGCUGUAUUUUACAUAAAGACGCUAAUCAAAUAUCACUCACCUUUCAAACUAUUUAAUUUAAAUAAUGUGAAUGCUUGUUGUGGAUUAGGUAGCAUAUUGUAACCAUCAGGCACCACUGAGAAUGCAUGAGAAUAGGAUAAUAAUGUAUUACAUAUUCACAUCUUGACACGGGCACUAAUGGGAAUGGAUAUCAAAUAACAAACAGGGCACUGACUUUGCCUGCAGAUGGCUUUCUCUUGAGAGCUUGUCCAGGUUACCUACAGUACAUACUUAGCAUAUAAAAUGCUUCAAAGAAAGUCAACUUGCAUUACACUAAAAAUGCUGUUGGAAAAAACGGGUAUUUAAACUUGAUAUAUAUAAGAUAUCCUUGAUAUCUAAGAUAUCCAUCUAAGUCUUAGCGAAUUAUGUCUUCAAUGUUUCCAACACACUAUAAUCCAGUGGGUGAUCCAGGUAUAUUUAAAGCCAAUCAAGUCUAUUUUAUGAUUUUUUUGUUUGUUUGUUUGUUUGUUUGUUUUUGUAAAUUUUUAUAUAUUUACCAUCUGCACUUGAGAGAGACAUCCACUUGUAUAUCCCACCUUAAAUGCAUCAUUUGUGUGAUCUCUAAUGUUAAAAAAGGGGUUCAAAUGCUGUUGCUUCAACAUUUUCCUUCAGUUUCUUGCUGACAAUAUCAUUCUGUUCUCCUGCGAUAAAAUGCCUUCACACAUGCAGCUCACCACCGAUGACUACAGAAUACUGAGUAAAAAUUUUCACAAGAAGAGUGUUGUUGUUUGUGCAUCUUUAUAUAAUGUACUGUUGAAAGACACUGUUUAAAGAGCAGAGGUAAAAAUUAAUCAUACAGAGAGAAACAGGUCAGGAUGGCCCUCUCUAUCCCAGCUGCAGAAGCAUUCUUUGGGGAACCCUGGUCAUGAUAAAAGCAGUUUUUUCAAAACGUUGUAAGUCAGAAUUCCAUUGUAGUACCUAAUUAUGCCACAUGGCGGAGCCCUCGCUAUGUUUAUGUUCUAUGAACCAGAAGGUAGCUAGUGUGUGGCUCUCUCUCUCUCUGCCGCUCUUGCAUGUAUGCACAACAGUGAAGAGGACUCCCAAAACUACGUGAUGAGUUGGUAAAGGUUAUGUCUAUAUUUUACUUCUCAUGUAUGAGUAGUCCUUAUAUAGCGCCGUAGAGACCUGGCAUUGUAUGGUCUGUUUUCAGCUGCAGAAUAAAGCACCGUGUGGAAAUCCCCAUACUGUCCUCUUGCUUGUCUGAGCUAACCUGCUAUUCUGGAGCUUCUGCUAAUGCUGCUAGCCUCUCCACCUGAAACCACCAACCAACCCUUACAACGUGUUUAUCUUUUUUUUUAAUAUCAUACUGUGUACAAAUAUUUCCCAUGUUCUGCAUUAAAGAGCAAUAAAUGUCAAUGAGCUUAUGAAGACAUCAGGUAAGAGGGCUAAUUUUUGAUCUAGCAGAACAACUUUUGAAAACUACAGUGCCAUUACGUUACAUGUAUGUUAUCACAAGCUCUGUAUGGAGGUGAAUUAAAAGAUAUAAAGACAGCCUUAAUGAUUUUUGCAAUGUACUCGAGUGUCCUAUAUUUUGUGGACUAAUAAACAUACAAGUGUCACAUUUCUGCUAACGAGUGGGGAUGUUUUCCUGCAUUUAUUAUGUCUUACGUGAGGAAACUGUGCAUGUAACAUGAGAUGGAAAACUCUGAAUUGAGGCCUUGUUCUUACUCUUAUACUUAUUUAUUAAAGCUUUCUGUCAGUGCUAGCUGACUCUUGUUAUCCCAAA